Molecule: messenger RNA, 2400 nt
Organism: Pichia kudriavzevii
Lineage: Eukaryota; Fungi; Ascomycota; Pichiomycetes; Pichiales; Pichiaceae
Exons: 1
Coding region: 1-2400 (799 amino acids)
Biological process (GO): macroautophagy; cellular response to starvation; endosomal vesicle fusion
Cellular component (GO): late endosome; HOPS complex
Molecular function (GO): protein binding
Source: RefSeq, a predicted model, not a curated record
AUGUCCAAUGAAGAGCCUCCAUAUUUUAGAUACAAGCGUGUUACAUCUCUCCCUGAGAGAUUCUUUACAACGGAUCCCAUCUCUGCUAGUUUUCUUUCAGAAGAGUAUGCAAUUUUUGGUACACAUUCAGGUAUGCUGUUAAUAACUACAUCAACAACGUUCAAAACACUAAAAAUAUUCAAGGGCCAUACGGCAAGUGUGCUUGACAUAGAUUUUGAUGGACAAACAUUUGCAGCUGCGUCGAUGGAUGGUACUAUUCUCAUUGGCGACAUCAACCAAUUAGACAAUAUUACAAAGUAUGAUUUUAAGCGUCCCUUGCAUGCAGUCUCUUUACAAAAACCAUAUUCCAAAACUAAAUCAUUUUAUAGCGGUGGUAAGGCAGGUGAUUUAGUAUAUACUACCCGCAACUGGCUGAACCAGCGUACAGAUGAAGUUCUCUUUAGGGGAAACUGUAUAACCAUGAUCAAGUACGGCAACGAUAGGUUAAUUUGGUGUGAUUCUGCCGGUAUUUAUCUGAAGAAUUUGAGUAGUGGGCAGUUGUUAAAACUGAAGGCACCUGUGGAAAUGGAAAAGUCUGAGCUAUACUGGCCUAAACUUGAUUGGUCGGAUGACAAAGCUUUGACUAUAGGCUGGUUUAACAGUAUGUGGAAAAUUGACGUUGCUGAGAUGAAAGUGACAUGGAGUGACACAUCAACAGAUUAUCUAAUUGCUUCAAUCGCAACAUAUAGCGAUGGUAUACUUAUCUUAAACUACACAUCUAAAACAGAUGGGGAAUAUUAUCCUCCUGAUCUAAUUCUUAUUGACCAAAAUGGUGAUGAAAUUGUAAAUGACGAAUUACCAAUUAGAGAAUAUGAAAAUUUGAACGUUAAUGAUUAUGGACUUCUACGAACACAAAAGAGUUGGUUAUUGAUUUGCCCCAAUGAUGCUGUAUCGAUCGAACCCUUGUGGAUUGGUGACCGAAUAAACUGGUAUGUGCAACGUGAAGAAUUCAAGAAAGCUUGGGAAUUAGGUGAAUCAAUGAACCCUUAUCAAAGGCUAGAUAUAGGGUUGAAGGAGUGGAAAAAGAAUAAAGACGUAGAGUUCUUUAAAAAGCUGUUGAAUGGAUUAAAUAAUUUAGAAUACUCGAAUCAUUUAGUGAAUGAACUUAAUGUGAUUUAUUCUAAAUAUGUCAGUGCAGAAAUGCUACCAAGUAAACCAUAUAGUGGUGAAAAACAAAUAGAUCCAAAGUACUAUGAUCAAGUACUCAAUGAAUUACUUUACAAGCAAGAGUAUGAUCAAUUUGUUCAUUAUUUACAUCAAUGGGAUCACACUUUAUUUAGUGUAGGUGAUAUAUGCUCACACAUGGGCGAUAUAUUAGAGUCUGAAGAUGUUCCGGUUUUAAGGGAUGCAUAUAUCUCAUUAUCUCUUGAGUUGGAAGAGCCAGAAAAUUGUGUCAAACACUACAUAGCUUUGAAAGACCCUCAAUUACUGGAAUUUUUGGAUAGUCAUCAUUUACUAGAUAGACAUUUCCAAGAAUUGCCGCUAAUAAUAUAUUUUGGCGUUCCACCAAAAAAACUUGAGGAAAACGUGGAAAUUUUGAUAAACAAUGUUCAUGAAAUAUUACCUCAGAGGAUUAUUAAACUAUUUAAAGAUAAUCAAAUGGAUCAUGUGAAUUAUAUAUAUUUAAAUAAACUAAGAAAGGUUGAUCCUCUAAAAGUUAAAGAUUUUGAAGAUGAAAUCGUAUCAUUAUUUGCUAAGUUUAACAAGGAAGAGCUAUUUGAUUUUUUACAAGUACAUUCAAAGUAUUCAAUUGAAAAUGCGAUUAGGAUAUGUGAAAAUAACCAGUGUUAUAAAGAACUAGUUUAUCUAUUAAGCAAGGUGGGUGAGAACAAGAAGGCUUUGAUAUUAAUCAUUGAUAAAAUGAAUGAUCCGGGAAGAGCAAUUGAAUUUGUACAAUCAGUCAACGAGAAAAAUUUGUGGGAUUUUUUACUUGACUAUUCCAUGAACAAGCCGGAAUUCGUGAAGGAGUUGUUAAUGAAUGUUGGCAAACUUGUUGAUCCUAUACCCGUAGUUUCGAGAAUACCCGUCAACGUCAAAAUAGAUGGUUUAAAAGGGGCAUUGAUUGACAUUACCAGGAACGUCACGUUAGAUAAAAAGAUUUAUGAUCUAGUAAUGGAUAUUAUAUCUGACGAAUAUAUGUCGAUCAGUGAAGCCCUAAGGAAACUGAAAAUGAUGGGAUACAUUGUUGAUAAGGAAGAACUUGAAUUAGUUCGCUCAGAUAUGAAUCAUACAUAUAUUAAAUUGAGGGAGGAGAAUACUGAAAAGUUUGGAAAGGAGGAAGAUAUACUGGGUGCUAAAUGGGAUGGCGAUUUAAAUAACAAAAUGGGACAUAAAUCUUUCUUACAAUAUAAAAUUAUGUAA